This is a messenger RNA of Bacillus rossius redtenbacheri, 7413 nucleotides long. RefSeq lists its product as uncharacterized. The record is from RefSeq and is a predicted model, not a curated record. The transcript has 9 exons. Gene Ontology annotation, biological process: long-chain fatty acid metabolic process; fatty-acyl-CoA biosynthetic process. Gene Ontology annotation, molecular function: long-chain fatty acid-CoA ligase activity. Lineage: Eukaryota; Metazoa; Arthropoda; Insecta; Phasmatodea; Bacillidae. Bases 5602 to 7296 code for a protein of 564 amino acids.
UAGAUACCAGGUCGUCUCAACAGAAGAAAAACGAGUUUGGUCGUUCGGGUGUUUCCGUGAUAUGACGUAUCCGCUAGACCUUCAAAGUAAACAAAACUGUGAAAUUGCGUGCAUGUUUUGAUUUUGUUUUCGUGCUGUGGUUUAGUAAUGUAAAAAUGCCUGCUGUUGAGAAGAAAUUGGUUGCUUCAUUUGUAAGAAUAAGGACUUUUUUAAGAUCGAAUCAUUUCAAUCGACAGCUAAGUAAAAAACGUGUUGGAAGAAGCAGCAACAAAGUGUGCAAGAAAAUGAAAAAAAAUUGUAACAUAAAUAGUAGGCUUAUAGAUUUUUUGAAGGAAGUGUCAUUUAAUUUAGAUUUAGCAAAAAAAAUUGUGGGGUGUGUUUGGAGUGAUAGUAAUCUUUUGUAUUUCAUAUGAAAUAAUUUACAUGUGAAUUACAGUCAUGGAUAAUUUCAGAAUGUGUGUUUGCUACAGAAUUGUUUAACAAAAACUUAUGACUUCGCAAGAUAGAACUUCUAAAACUGUUUGACAGGACUAAAUGUUAUUGGAUGUAUUAUGUUUGUAGGAAAACAAUAAUAUAUUGAUAUACUGAUAUUGCUCAGCGUUCAUUGAAUAAAAGCAUGUUUGAUGUGAACCACACCUAAUGAACUUCAUUUUCUGGUUUAAUUAAUUUGUCAUUGCUUUGUUUAUCUUUAAAUAGCAAACAUUCCAUAGCUUGUCAGAUCACUCAUUCUUUCAUUGUAUUGUUUUCUUUCUCUGGUUUUUCACUAAAUUGAAACUAAAUAAAUAACUCUGGUCAUAUUGCAUAGAGUUGUCCCUUGUUACAUUCACAAGUAAUUGUCUAUGUUCUUAUUCUAUUUACAUAUUUGUGCAUUUUAUAAUUUUUAAUAUGUUUUGUGUUCAUAAUUGGGCCAUAGUGAUUUAAUGCAGUUUAACAAAAAAAAACCUGAACCUAACCACCGUUGUUUUCAACAUGAAUAGAAAAUAUGUAGCAUAUCAAACUAAGUAAUUCAGAUGCAUGGAAAAGUUACAAAUGUGUUUGUAUACUUAUGUAACAAGCAAGUGCACCCAUGUGAUAUUUUGAGGGGGGGGGGGGGGGGGGGGAAGUGAGAUCUGGAGGUAUAUGGUGUUUUAAAUAUUUUGGAAGACAAAUGGUGAUUUGUAAGUAGGUACAUAUAUUUAAAAUCUUCUACGUGAAAAUAUUUCAGUGUUGGACGACUUAUACGUAACUACAUUUUUGUCUUUCUCUAUCAAGGGGGGGGGGGGGAGGUGCUUUGCCCCAGGUAUGGGUGCCCAUGGUAACAAGAAAUAAUCUAGUGAUGUAAAAUAUGUCUUGUUAGCUCCAAAUGAAGUAUUUAGGGAGUCAUGCUUAGUUUUACCUCAAUUUAUAACCUGUAUUUGUCUACCACACACCAAAAUUUAUACUAAGCAUCAUCAUCCACUGUUUCCAGCCUGUGGCUGGGUCAGCCAAGUGGGUCUUGUGACUUUGUCCAUUUAACAAUCACAUUAAAGUGUGAUGAUAUUGAAAGCCUUGCAGUUUAUAUUUUAUUCGUACAAAUAUAUAGUAAUGUAUGUGUGUGUGUAUGUAUAUAUAUACACACACAUACAUACAUAUGCCAUAUAAAUUUCAGAGAUAAAGAAAAUAUGGUAUUAAUUUUCAUGGCUAGCUACCACACUAAUUCUUUUUAUCCAGGAUUUUGUGCGAAAUGACUUUUAUAAAAAAAAACUAAUGGCAACAGUAUAAUAAAUAAAUUUAACAUUUAAUAGAGGUGGUAUUAACCAACAUGUAAAUAAUGUUAUAUCAUUUACAUAAAUAUCUUGGUAACAAAAUUUAUUUAUGUACAUAUUUCAUUAAGGAGACUUAACGCUAAACCAUUUGAAACUUCGCAAAUAUGUAAAAUUACAGAAAAAAUAUUAAAUUACUUUUUAUGUAAAUUAAUGUAAUAAAUGAUCAGCUACAAGUUGGGAAAACAAUUCCUACACAUUUGCAUUGAAAAAAGCAAUUAAAGCAAAAUAGUAAUGAGAUAAUGCCUGUAGUAAAAAAUAAAGUUUUGUGUAUUUUUUGUCAGCUUUUUAUUUAUCUUUCAAAUAUGUGUUCAUUAUAAAACAUACUUGAAGUGCCUAUUUAUGUUGAUGAAAUAUUUAGAAAGAAAAAUCAUGUCAAUUGAUGUAGUUUGUAUGACAGAAUAUAGUGACUAAUUGUAUUUCUUUUAUAGCUUCUUACUCACCACAAUUUAUAAUAGGCAUAAGUAAAUGUAGAUUAUUAUGGAUUACCAAUAUAUUUUGUUAAAUACUGAAUUUUGAUGUAAUGAAUUAUGUUCUGGGAUCAGAUUUGGAGUGUUGAAAUAUUUCUGAUGAAUUAUUUGAGAAAAAUUACCUUGUUACUGUUUCUAGCAGUAAAGAAUUAUGAUGAGAGUAUACAGACUGCAUCUAAUAAAAUGAAAACAAUUUAAGAUAUGGAGAAAUGUGUUAUGUGCAUGAAAAAUAAUGAAAAUCUGUUAAAUUAAUGGUGACUUCGAAAUGCAAAUCAUCAAUAUAAUCACGAGUACAUUUAGUAAUGAAUUUAAUAGUCACAAAAAUAAAUAUUGCAAGUUUUAAAAGAUGUUACACUCCUAGGAUACAAACACUUACCUACAAUGAAAUAUUUUUCACAGUAAAUUAUUAUGUUUAUUUGGCUCAGUGGUUUGUACGUAGUUAUGGAUUACAAGUUUCCAGGUUUAAAUCCUGUCACUUAAGAAUUAUUUUAAGUAGGUACAUAAAUUUUUACUACAUUUUAACACACUAGAGUUAUAGUGUAUUAUAUUAUUGAUGGUUAUUUGUUCACAUAAUUGUUGUAAUUACUAUUAGCUUGGUCAUUUUUCACUAGGUGGUCUUACAAAAUUUAUAUAUUUUUUACUUGUAACAAAAAAUUAAUCUUACAAACACAAACAAUUUGUUUGCAUGCUGUUUUUUUUUAUAUACAAAUGUACAAUUUUAUUCUACACAAAUAAAGUUUUGCACAUUUAACCUUUGAAACUAGAGGAAUGUCACUGUCUACACAUUUAAAAAACCUGCCUCUUUUUCUACCUCUUACAGCAGAAGUUUGGCAUUUUGUGGUGAAAUUUUUUGUAACUAACAGUUCAAAAUAUGAUUACUACUGUGAACAUCUGAUCACAAAAUAAAAAAAACUAUUCUCAUGCUCCAUCUUCUACCAGUAGUUUAAUUUUCUGACAAAUUAAAAAAAAUAUAUUUUUUUAUUCUAGUUACUCUCGUUCAAAAAAAAUUAUGUUUGUCUAAACUGCAAAUUAUGUUUAUGUGAUACUGUUUCUCAUUAACGGCUUAGUACAAUUUUACGUCCCAAUGUUAAGAGAUGAAAUAAAAUUACCCAGCGAUGUAUCAUGUAAUAAAGACUUUGAACAAUGGUCUGUGAUAUUUGUGUUUUAAGCCACAUAUUUGCGGACCACUUGUUGGAAAGUAUCACAAGGUAGGAAUAAAGUGUUUCAGUGUUUUAGGCAUGUUUUCUUCCAGAAGAAGUGUUCAGGUAAAUCAGAAACUGAGUAUGCCUUACUGCCUGCACUAUGGUGCGUAAGUAGUGGCCGUAGUGGGAAAGGAGCAUAUUUAGGAAUACCAGCUUGGAAACAUGUACCUGCCAAGAAUGCCAAAAUACCAAAGUAUUUUUAUCAUGGUAAAUGAUCUGGGAGUUUGUUUUGCAAUUUUAAUUUGAGAUUUUAUAUCAAUAUUUAAUAGUAUAUGUGGUAAUUUUGGAGACUAUUAGUUUUUGGUAAAUAAGUUGAGUAAGGAUUAAAAUAAAAGAAUAUAAGCAGGGAAAUACAUAUAUUUUAAAGAAUUAAUUACUUUAAAAAAAUAAUUGUGUUAUUAUUGUACACUAAUAAAUCUUUCACUUAGAGCUACCAUUUUCAGAAUUACAGAUCCUAGUUAACCUAGCAAACCUUUCACAUAGUGAUCAUUUACCAUGUUACUCAGGAGUUACCAUUCUUAAGAAUUACAGGUGAUGGAAAGGGACAUGGUUAAUAGUAGGCCAGACAGCUUUAGAGUGCAGUUUAAUUUUUUUUACUUAAAUUAAUAAUUAUAAAUGACAGGUCUAUAAUAAAAUUUUCUAUGCAAAAUUACUAGCUCACUUAAUAUUAAAUUAAUGGUAGGAAGAGGGAGUGGUGACAUGGAGUACGUACCACAGGGGAGUGCCAUGGGGCCCUUGCUGUUCAUAAUGAAAGAUGUCUGGGAAAGCAUGAUGAGUAGAUAAAAAAAAAAUAAAAAAAUAGCGGACGGUGAAGAAGGGAGUAGGGGUCUGGGGUUAACUGCUAUGACACUAAAGGAGAGAAAUAAAAGUCAAUGAAAAGGCAUCUUCCAUGCUGGUGAUAACCAGAUAUGGAAUACGCCACAGGAAUUUGGGACUCGUACCUAGCGAUGGACAUUUAAGAGUUAUAAAGGUACAAUGCAAUGUAGUGAGAUAAGUGACAAAUAUCGGAGGAGAAAUGAUGACGGAAGAAGGAAGAUGCAUAGACCAUCAGUGAUGAUGAUGGAGCUUGUGUGGGACACACUGUAAAGGAGGAGAAAGAAAGAAUGGUGAAAUAGGUUAAGGUAAUUAAAGGGAGGGGAUUUUGGAAAGCUCAGAGAUAGGUAAAGGGCAGAGGGAUCACAUGUGGAAGAUCCACAGGUUAGAAUGCAAUGGAUUAGACAAAAUCAUAUUACUGCACACAAAUAUGAAAUUUGGUAGUUAAAGGGCCAUUAAAUAUUCUUAGAAUAUUUUUUGGAGGAUAGUCAUUACCAUAAAACUUGUUAUAUUGUAUGAUAUUUAAUACACUUACAAAGUUUGUUUACUACUGCAAAUGAACAUAACAUGUUGACACUUAAACAUCUAGCAAGGAAGCUAAAUGUAAUAUUGAAUAUAAUUACUUAUCAAUGGUAACAAGCAUAAACAAACUAGCAUUAAAUAACACAAUGUUGUGAAUAUUGCAAGAACAGCACGCAUCACAAUGUUUACCAACAACACCAGUUUAGAUUUUAAAAUACACAUUUGAGCCUAAUUUACGAUUAAAUAACUGACAACAUAACAAAGAUUAAAUAUAUUACUAGCGGAAACACGUGAUACAUUUAACCUGUACAUAAAUUACAUCAGUCUAUGUGAAUCGGAAAAUUUAAGAAAGUGCCAUUUAGACACGUGAUUAAUUUGAAUUCCCGCGGCAAUAUGGUCUAGCAUGUACGUCAGACGCGAUUGACCAAUAACAGUAAAAUAGCGGGAUGAGAUGACCUGGUAUCUAAUGACCUUGGUGUUUCUCAAUCUAAGUUGCAUCUGCUUGUUCUUACAUUUUAAUAACAUGGUGCAAAUCAAAAUUGCGAAUUUAGUUUCAAUCGCUUCUUUUUUUGUGGCCUAAUUCCUUUUUUUUCCUUAUUAACGAUUUUUAAACUUAUUCUACACAAUUUAUGAUAUACGUUUAUUUACUCUUUGGUAUAAUUCGUUUUAAGGAUUCGUUAUUACACGGCUAUGACUACGAAAAUUAAAAAAAGAUAUAAAAAGAAGCCAAAUAGCAAAGAAAGUCAUGAACACUAAUGAGUGAUAACGUUAAUUUUUCGAAAAUUAUCUUAUUUACUCAUUGUGUUGUGAUGAAUGAUAAAUGCCUUAUCAGUAACCUUGAACCUAAUUACUUGCGUAACAAUUUUUAAAUGUGAGGACUCGCCCAGUACCUUCAAAAACAACGUCAGAAGGAUGAGUGAAGACGGUAUCUUCCACGGCCCAGAGCCCCUGCCCCUUGCCAACAUGUCCUUGGGGAGGUUCCUAAUGCAGCGGCUACAGCAACACGGUGACCGGGAGUACCAGAUCCAUGCAGUGACAGGUGAGAGGACGACGUUCGCAGACGUGCUGCAGCGCAGCACUGCCCUUGCGACCGAGCUACGUGUCAGGGGCGUGAGACCGGGGCAAGUGGUGGGCGUGGCCAGCGAGAACCGCCUCGAGUUCUGCCUGCCCGUGCUGGCUGCCAGCUACCUGGGCGCGACUUGCGCCACCUUCAACCCUACCUACACUCUUCGGGAGAUGGAGCACGCCCUGAACAUCUCGAAGCCCUGCGUGGUGUUCUGCUCGCCGGUGUGCGAGCGGAGCGUCUGCGAGCUGGCGCGGCGCCUGCCCUUCGUGCGGGAGGUGGUGGUGUUUGGACCGUCCUCCGCCCUCGGCCGCCCACUGCUGUCGGACCUGGUGCGGCCCGGCGCGGACCGGCUCGGCGCGGCUGAGGACGUGGGGCCGGACGAGCACGUGGCGUGCGUGCUGUGCUCCAGCGGCACGACGGGCCUGCCCAAGGGCGUCAUGCUCACCGCACGCAACAUCCUGGCCACCAUGACCAACCUGAGUGAUCCAAGAUUUGCAAUUAUUAACCAUAACGAGACACAUCUUGGCGUGUUGCCAUUUUUUCAUGCCUAUGCAUUCAUGUGCCUGCUGGCUUCGUUGUGCAAUGGCUUCAGAGUCGUUGUUCUGCCCAAGUUCGAAGAGGAGUUGUUCUUGAGGAGCAUACAACAGUACAAGGUGACGUUGCUGACGCUCGUGCCCACACUGCUGGUGUUCCUGGGCAAGUCCCCGCGGGUGAGCCACUACGACCUGUCCAGCCUGCGGAUGGUGUGGUGUGGCGCGGCGCCUCUUCGCGAGGAGGUGCAGCGCCAGGUGGUGCGUCGCCUGGGCAUCGCCGGUGUGCAGCAAGGGUACGGCCUCACCGAGACCACGCUCGCAGUGUCCCACACACCCGUCGGCCACGACAAGCCGGGCGCCGCAGGCAAGCUGGCUCCUGGCAUCUCCGCCAAGGUGCUGGACUUGAAGACGGGCCAGCCACUCGGGGUUGACCAAGAAGGCGAGCUGUGCUUUAAGGGUGCGCUCAUCAUGAAGGGCUACUUGGGGGAUACAGGGGCCACAGCAGCCACGCUCGACCCUGACGGCUUCCUGCACACCGGCGAUGUGGGUAGGAUUGACCGGGACGGCUACGUGUACGUUGUCGACCGCCUCAAGGAACUCAUCAAGUACAAGGGCUUUCAGGUGCCGCCCGCGGAGUUGGAAGCCCUGCUGCUGACUCACCCGGCCGUGCAGGAUGCCGCGGUGGUCGGCGUACCGGACAGCGAGAGUGGGGAGCUGCCCCUGGCGUUCGUCGUCCGACAGCCCGGAGCGAGCGUCUCCGACCAAGACCUGAUCGCCUUCAUAGCAGGCCAGGUGUCGCCGCAGAAGAGGCUGCAUGGCGGAGUGAAGUUUGUUGAUGCAAUACCAAAAAAUGCCAGUGGGAAGAUUCUACGCCAACAACUAAGAAGUAUUUUGAAGUCAAAGUUGUAGUGUGUCCUGCUUUGGAUGACCACUAAUUGUGGCAGUGGUAAUUAAGAUAAGCCUGAUUCAAGUUGCAUCACCACUUUAUAAUUAUUUUAAAUAAAUAUUGGUUUCUGUUUUAAUAUA